Messenger RNA from Anoplopoma fimbria (sablefish), 5346 nucleotides. It is a transcript of the gene pomgnt1, whose product is annotated as protein O-linked mannose N-acetylglucosaminyltransferase 1 (beta 1,2-). Gene Ontology annotation, molecular function: beta-1,3-galactosyl-O-glycosyl-glycoprotein beta-1,3-N-acetylglucosaminyltransferase activity. The coding region runs from base 315 to 2276 and encodes 653 amino acids. Gene Ontology annotation, biological process: protein O-linked glycosylation via N-acetylgalactosamine. The transcript has 22 exons. Gene Ontology annotation, cellular component: Golgi membrane. Lineage: Eukaryota; Metazoa; Chordata; Actinopteri; Perciformes; Anoplopomatidae. The record is from RefSeq and is a predicted model, not a curated record.
GAGAAUCACAGAAGAGAAGAAGGGGGAUGGUUUUCAACACGAGAAGAAGAAGCUUGGUGACGUCGUUUGCUCUGCGACAAAACACCGUGAAUGUAGCAUGUAGCAGCAGCUACAAGCGACUUUUCUGGAUAUUGCUGCUGACUACGAGAUUAAAACGACAAUGCGGGCUUUGCUGACGACCCUAUGACUAUGUGACAACCAGUCGUGUCUCGGUGGUGUUGUGGAGCAGUGCAUGCCCCCGGAGCAGGAGGUGGAGGAGGAGGAGGCCAGGCGGAGGGUCUGAGCUCUGUUGUCGGCGGCUGUCUGUGUCCGGGAUGGAGACCUGGACCCCAAAUCCCAGAGCCAAGCCUUUCAUCCCUCGCCAACAAAGAAGCUUGUACCUCACCUGGAAAUACAAACUAACCAACAAGAGGACGAUUCGUCGGUUCUGUCAGGCUGGUGCUGUGCUGUUUCUGUUGAUAACUGUGAUAGUCAACAUCAAACUCAUCUUGGACACAAGAAAAGUAGCCAAUGAAGAUGCAGCAGCUCAAGAAUAUGAGGACACAAUACCCAACAUGGAGACACCACGCAGGCCGGCUAAUGGACGCAAGGUCCUGGACAUUGAGGUGUACUCCAGCCGCUCAAAGGUCUACGUGGCAGUGGACGGCACCACUGUGUUGGAAGAUGAUAUGCGGGAGCAGGGCAGAGGCAUCCAUGUGAUAGUUCUCAACCAGGCAACUGGUCAUGUGAUGGCCAAAAGGAUAUUCGACACCUACUCUCCCCACGAGGAUGAAGCCAUGAUCCUCUUCCUCAACAUGGUGACCCGGGGUCGAGUCCUCAUCUUCACCAUAAAGGAUGAGGGAACGUUCCACCUAAAGGAUGCUGCUAAGAACCUGUUGAAGAGUCUCGGCAGUCAGGUGUCCCUCAACCUCAGCUGGAGGGAUAUGUGGACUCUAGUGGUGAAGAAAGGAGGUCAGGUGUAUGGAGAAAAGCACUCAAAGUCUCCAGCUCUGUCCACCUGGGGAGACCCGGUGCUGCUAAAGACCGAGGUGCAGCUCACCGCCUCUGAAGAGGCGGAGUGCCACUGGGCAGACACCGAGCUCAACAGGAGGAGGAAGCUCUUCUGCAGCAAAGUGGAAGGAUACGGCAGCAUCUGCAGCUGCAAAGACCCGGCGCCCAUCGAGUUCAACCCUGACCCUCUUCCCAAAAAUAAUGUCGUCACUGUCCCAGUGGCCGUCAUAGCAGGGAACAGGCCCAACUAUCUCUACAGGAUGCUGAGGUCUCUUCUUUCAGCUCACGGCGUCAACCCGCAGAUGAUCACUGUCUUCAUCGAUGGAUAUUAUGAGGAGCCUAUGGAUGUCGUAGAGCUGUUUGGACUGAAGGGAGUUCAGCACACACCCAUUAGCAUCAAGAAUGCAAGAGUGUCCCAGCACUACAAGGCGAGUCUGACUGCAACCUUCAACCUUCACCCAGAGGCCAACUUUGCCAUCGUCCUAGAAGAAGACUUGGAUAUCUCCAUCGACUUCUUCGGAUUUAUGAGUCAGACCCUCCACCUGUUGGACGAAGAUGACAGCCUGUACUGUAUUUCAGCCUGGAACGACCAGGGCUAUGAGCAUACAGCAGAGGAUCCGGCCCUGCUGUACAGAGUGGAAAGUAUGCCCGGUCUGGGCUGGGUGCUGAAGAAGAGCCUCUACAAGGACGAACUAGAGCCAAAGUGGCCGACACCCGAGAAGCUGUGGGACUGGGACAUGUGGAUGAGAAUGCCUGAGCAGAGGAAAGGCCGAGAGUGCAUCAUCCCCGACGUGUCACGCUCGUACCAUUUUGGCAUCAUCGGCCUCAACAUGAACGGCUAUUUCCAUGAGGUAUAUUUCAAGAAACACAGGUUCAACACAGUUCCCAAUGUGCAGCUGAGGAACGUUGACAGUUUAAAGCAAGAUGCUUAUGAAGUGGAGAUCCAAAACCUGUUGAAGGAAGCGGAGGUGCUGGACCACACUAAGAACCCGUGUGAGGACUCGUUCCUGCCGGACUCCGAGGGGAAGACCUACAUCAUGUUCAUUAAGAUGGAGACAGAGACGGACACAUCUACCUGGACAGAGCUCGCCAAGUGCCUCCAUGUUUGGGACCUGGAUGUUCGGGGAUACCACCGAGGCCUGUGGCGGCUCUUCAGAAAAAGGAAUCAUGUCCUGGUGGUGGCCGCUCCAAUAUCCCCAUACUCUGUGAAGAAACCAGCAAGUGUCACUCCCAUUCACUUAGAGCCUCCGCCCAAAGAAGAGGGAGCACCGGUGGAGCAGAUGUAGACCUGAUGUAACACACACACACACAACACACACACACACACACACACACACACACACACACACACACACACACACACACACACACACACACACACACACACACACACUUAAUUCAACCAGCCCAGGCCUUAACUCUUCUUCUCCUCUCUUCACCAACAACCACCAAUAAUACAGUCCGGGAUCCACAAAAAACUUCUCUGAAUUUUCCUUGAUGUGAACUUAUGUACGAGAAGAUACCUUGGAAAUGGAGUCCUUAUUUUGAUUCCUUUCUUAUUUCCAAACGAAAGGGGGAUUAACACUACAAAAUGCACUACUUCAUCCGUCCAACAGCUUUACAAGGAGCGAUGAUGCUAAAACCCGCUUUGGUUAAAGGUGACUGAACAACUGAAACAGAAUAUGAUUGUCAACAGGUGUCUUUUUCUGUUUCUGUAACAACUGUGGGCUGAUCCGCAGCCUCGUAAAUUCAAAAAUUCAACUUUGACUUUUAAACAAGAACUGUACAAAUGACAAUAACACACUCGCACCAAGUAAGCUCUCUCAGUUUGGUGUGUUUUUAACUACUGAGUGCUUUGUUCAUUUUGUACAUACAUUUUAACUUAUGUCUAUUUAUUUUACAUCUAUCAAUCGAAAAGAAUUUAUGUGGUAUUAUGGCUAUUUUUUUUUUUUAGAUCUAAUUUUAUCAAGAUCAGUGCAUUUUUAAGAGCCUAACGUUUACAGAUAAUGAAAUGAUAAUGUACAUACAUGCCUAUAUAUUUUUUGAUGAAAAAUGUAAAGGUUUAGCAUAUUUUUCAGCAUUAGAUAUUGACUUUGAGUUAGAGAGUUGAUAACAGCCCUGUGGGUUUUUACUAUUAUUGACUGCUUGGGUCAGUUGCCCGGAUCAGGUUUCAUGAGGGAAACUCAACGGUGGCUGAAAGAGACAAAAAUGAGAAAAUAUUUAUAGAUUUAGCAACAUACUCUCCUAUUAAAAAAGAUGUAAAACAUUAUGCUACCACACUUUUUCUAAUUAGACAUUUUAUACCUUUUGUUCAAAUCAGACAGUACCUAAAUUAUUUUUUUUAAAUCAUUUUUUACAUAUAGAUGUUAUUUGACGUUUAGAGCGCAUACUCAAAACAAAUGUGUAUUCUUUGAAAAUCAGAAAAAACAAGUUUAUAUUAAAGUUAGCUCCCAGGAAAAUUAUACUUUUAGUUGUUGGUGUUGAAAGUCUGUCAUAAGCAGUAGCAUUGAACAUUUUCAAAUGAUAUCCAGAGCCAACAUUUACACUACAACACAAAAGUGGAAAAUUAUAAAAAAAAAAGUCAAACUUUUUUUUAUUAAAUUCAGUUUAUAAUUUUAGUUUCAGAGUUACAUUUUUGGUCACAUUUUCCCACUUUAUUAUUUGCUCUUUGUCUUAGAAAUGCUACUUUAAUUCUUAAAAAUACAAAAUAAAGAAACGUGUCACUGUUCAUUUCAUUGUGUUUGGAGCUCACGGCAGUGUUGUAUUUGCUGCAUGUUCCUAAAUGCAGCGUACGUUUCAAACCACUGAAAAAUAAUCUUGUUCUGUCUGUGGGCAGAGUUUUGGCCUCUCUCAGCCACCUAAGAGGAUUUGUGGUUGCUGCUAUUGUAUUAGGGUCAUUAUUUCAAUAUCACAACGUAAAUGUCUUUCAAAGUAACGAGCAGUUUUUUUGUUGUUAUUGUAACGUAACAUCAUAUUAGAGAAAUUGGUUCUGUGGUACUUAUGUUGGAUUUUGAAACUGUUUUUCCAACAGUUAAUUAUGUUAAUUAUCUUGUUAACCCGGGAUGAGAGAUGGAAUUUCCGAAUCUCGUGAUUAUGAGAUACUAAGUCAUAAUUACUAUAUCUUGUGUUAUUUUGGGGGUAUGCAAUAUGUUAUGUUCAAUUGAGGUCAAGCAACAACUUAAGUUAAACAUAACAUUUACUCCUCUGCAGUUUAUCAAAAAGGAACUGGCGAUCAGAAACACUAAUAAAAUAAAAACAUUAAGCAAUUUAUUAACACUUAAAAAGAGGUACAAAACACUAUAAUGUAGCUAUAAACUUUUUGAGGCAUAUCUAUGAAGCAUCUGUAACUUAAAUUGAUAGUGGAAUCUUUAGAGUAACGUAUGGAUCGCUCUGUAUGUUAGUUCAAAAUAUAAAUCAAUACUCGUAGGCUAUGAAUGUUGACUGCCUGUUUCCUAGCAAUCACUGCCAUGGGAAAAGCUGGAGACGUUGUUUCCAUUGACACUGUUUCAACAAUUAUGUCCACAAACAGUUUAAUCCUAUUUUCACGAAUGAACUCAGUGAACAGUACCUGCUGUAACAUAUUAGAGCAUAUUUUACUUUCAUUAAAAGUGAGAAUUCAGAUGCUUCAAUGAGAAUUUACAGCUGUUGACAUUGUAAAACAUUUUUUGACUCACUUAUUUUGGCAUAUAACUGCAUUAUAGUGUUUUAUAGCUAUUUAUCAAUUGCUCAUGUAAAACUUAAAGACAUCAUUUAGGGGAUUACAAAAAUCAGCAUUCAUGAAAUACCCUUUGUUCUCACCAUUUCAAGUGAAAGGGGAGUGAUUUUAUUUGUGAGGAGAAUAUUCAUCCACCUACUUCACUUUUAAGUGAUUUCCAUCUGACGUAACACUGUACCGACUAAUUGAAUGAGUGUGUGUGUGUGUGUGUGUGAAUCACGUUUCAAUGCAUCGAUCAGUAUUUGCAGAGUGGUUUGAUUUCAAUGUGAUUAAUUUUGUGCUGAGUCAGAUAAUCCUGUCAGAGAUAACCACUUAUUCAGCAGUAUUACAGCCUGCGUCAUGACUGAAUUCAUUUUGUGGCCUGAAAAUUUCACUUUGGUUUUAAGAAAUAGAUUAUGCCUUCUUUUAAGAUGCUUUUUUCAUUUAGUUUUUUCAUUGAACUCUUAUUUUGGUAGGAUAUGUGUGUCUCUUUGUCAAACUAAAUCAUUGUCUCCUUAGCAAUACGGUUGAUUUUUGUGUUAUGCUGUGAGAUAUUCUGUGUGUGUUAAAGGUCCAUGGAGGUACUAUAAGUUUCCGGUACAGUUUGACACAUGUAUGAGUUGUUUUAUCUUUUAUCAUGGAGAUGAAUAAAGAUGUUUUUU